This is a messenger RNA of Mercenaria mercenaria, 2210 nucleotides long. Its product is annotated as carcinoembryonic antigen-related cell adhesion molecule 5-like. The transcript is spliced from 9 exons. Lineage: Eukaryota; Metazoa; Mollusca; Bivalvia; Venerida; Veneridae. The record is from RefSeq and is a predicted model, not a curated record. The coding region runs from base 1 to 1695 and encodes 564 amino acids.
AUGCUACAGUACGACAGUGCUUCAUUUCCUGUUGUUGUGUCAGCGUUUAUUGGAGAUGCAUUAACAGGAAAUUUUACUGUGAGGACCAACGGUGUGCAUACACAAGACGGGGGAAUAUAUAGGCUUGGAGUAAAUCAAGGAGCAGCAGACACGGACACAGAACAGUGUUCCAUAGUAUUUGUUUUAGGUACACCACAGAAGGCAACUCUUUCCUCGGACAAUAACAACGUUAUUGGAAGGAAAAGCGAAUUAAUAUGCAAUAGUUUAUCAACAACAUAUCCAAGUAAUCACACCUUAAAUUUUACCUACAACUGGAAAAUCAAUGACGUUUCUAGUCCUGCCAACAGCAGAUACUACUACUCGUCUUCAAAGAAAACUCUUAUUAUAAUGAAUGUGUCUAGAGAAGAUGCUGGCAAGAGAUUUAAAUGCAGUGCUACAGAAUCUGGAGAUGGUGUUACUGGCUAUACUUCCGACUACAGUGACGAGUUCAUAUACACAGUGAUUUAUGGACCUGAUGAGUGCAAAUUAAGUUUGAGUUCUCCGCUUACACUGGAGGAAGGGGAAACCUCCUCUACAAUAUCCUGCAGCUCGGAAUGUUAUCCUCCUUGUUCUUAUAGAUGGAGAAACGUUUCUGCUGGAAUUGUUAUUGGGGCAGAUGGAAAAUUUCAGCUCGAAAAAGCGACAAGAUACCAGACUGGGAAUUAUGAAUGCACCUGUAGAAACAAUGCUACAGAAUAUACGAAAACACACACCUCUACUUUGCAAAUUGUUGUGCAACAUACAUCAUUUUUCGUAGAAGGAAACGAAGGCCGGAAUGAAAUAACUGUUGACGAAUAUAACGAAGACGUGCGAUUCAAAUGUUUAAUUACUACUCAAUGGGAAUCAACUGUCCAGAUUAUGUUUCAAGGUGUCAUAUUAAAAGAACAGUUUCAAACAAGGUCCUUGUCGUUUUCUUAUAACAGCAUAACGUGUCUUCAUGCUGGUAUUUACACUUGUGGAGGAAAUAAUGAGUAUGGAAAAGUUCCUAGCGCAACGAUUAAGGUAUUCGUGCGAUGUUCUCCUCGACCACUUCGGCAAACAAAUCAGAAUUUUACCGGUUCACUGUAUGAAUCUGUGACACUGAAUUUGUCCACGUUAGCCUAUCCAGAGCCAGGUUCCACAGGGUUUUUAUGGCACAAGGAAAGUGGGAUGAGGUGGAUAUCUUUACGGAGUAAUACCGAUUUGCUGAUAUCUUCGUCUGGAUUGCAUUCUAGUCUCACGAUCAUGAAUGUCUCACAACAAGACUAUGGACAAUACCGAGUGACAGUGACUAAUGCCAUUGGCAGUUAUGAACAUUACCUAUUUCUUGUAGAUAGGAAUGAACAGAAAAACGAAAGUACCACAGUCAAUUGUACAGUAGAAACAGAUAAGACGGGACUAAUCGUCGGAAUAUGUUUUGGCAUACUGAGUGCAGUAUUGACUGUCUAUUCAACAUUUAUUACCAUUGCCCUGAAAAGGAAGACAUCAAAUACAGGAACCCAGUCAAAGGAAGAGUCGACUAAACAAACGACAUACAUAAAUGUAGCAGAAGGGGGUACAAGCAGAAAUGACAGUGGUUCAAGUGGAAACAAAAACAACUCUAUAGAGCUAUAUACAGAUUUAGCGCGAAGCUCUGUGGAUGACAAGACAACAUAUGAUGUUAUUCAAAAGAUUUAGAAGCUGGAAAAUGAGGUUUUAAAAAGGACUUCUUUUAAACCAAUGGGCUUUUGGACUUUUCACUGUUUUAGUAAAUAUGCAAUUACAUACUUUGUACUAAAUAUGGCAAUUUACAAACUUGUACUUUAUAAUUCUAGAAAUGUCAUCAAAGGAGUGCUAAAUUGAUAACGUCUUUGGUGAAAUGAGUAGAUUAUGUGAUCCGCAAACACAAUACAUGUUAUAAUGUUAUGACCUCGCGGACAUUGCACGAUGUCGUAUACACUAUGCAUAUUACUAUCAUAUAUCUAGGAAUAUUGCAGCAUAUUUGAUCUGAUGGUAUAUAUAUUGAAAUAACAUUAUGCCGUGUAUUGAGUCAACUUCGUUUUGAUUACAAACAUAUAGGAUAUCGAAUGGAGGGAAUGUUACUGCCAUUGAUGUAAGCUGUUUGCACACUUUUUUUUGUGAUUUUAUUAUAUCAUUGAAGGGAAAUUCUAGUUGCAGACGAGUUCUUAGAACAUGUUUAUUUUUGAGCGAAU